Scophthalmus maximus (turbot) is the source of this 1444-nucleotide messenger RNA. It is a transcript of the gene lpar5b, whose product is annotated as lysophosphatidic acid receptor 5b. Gene Ontology annotation, cellular component: membrane. Gene Ontology annotation, biological process: positive regulation of Rho protein signal transduction; phospholipase C-activating G protein-coupled receptor signaling pathway. The transcript has a single exon. The coding region runs from base 311 to 1294 and encodes 327 amino acids. Gene Ontology annotation, molecular function: lysophosphatidic acid receptor activity. The record is from RefSeq and is a predicted model, not a curated record. NCBI's taxonomy places the organism in Eukaryota, Metazoa, Chordata, Actinopteri, Pleuronectiformes, Scophthalmidae.
GAAAUGGGACCUCUCGAACAGAAUCAAUCUAUGAAACACUACACACGCUGCCUUUUGCCUCAUGCACACCCUCUUCAUUACCAUUUGACCGUAAAUGUAUGAAUAAAUGUAUGAAACUGUCUAGGAAAAAAAAAAAAGGCACUGGUUCACGGAUUAGCAGAGAUGUGCAGCACACACAGCUUUUGACGUCAAACUCCCACGCCAUCUCCGCGUCACUUGUACACCACAGCAUGUCAAACCCUUCCUGAGUCGUGUCACAGUUGUUUCCUGUUUCGGUGUUCUCCUCGACUUCAGCGUGAAGAAACGACCCAUGUGCACAGUGAUCGUUUGUGUCCGGUCGGCGCGGAGGUGGGGUUGUUGUGGCUCCUGUCGCUGUUCCCCUUCACUCGCCUGCACUUUCUCGGCGCCUUUCUCACACAAGCCAAACAUGUCCAACAACACGGUGGGAGAGAACGGAACGGCACAUGACAUGCAGAGCACAGCCUACGCUCUGAUGUACGGGUCUGUUAUGGCGCUGGGUCUGCCCCUCAAUGCCGUGUCGCUGUGGAUUCUGCUCCGCCGCCACGGCAUCACGUCGCCCAGCACCGUCUUCAUGGUCAACUUGGCAAUCUCAGACCUGCUGCUCGUCAUCUCCUUGCCCGCGAGGGUGUUCUUUUACGCCACGGGCACCUGGCCGCUGGGCAGUCUGGCGUGCGUCUGUUUCACGAUGCUCUUUCGCAACAACUUCCGCUCCAGCAUCAUCUUCAUCACCUUCAUCAGCGUGGACCGGCUGCUGGCCGUGGUUUAUCCUCUGAGGUCACGGCGUGUACGGACCACGGCCAACGCCUGGAGAGCUGCGGUGCUCAUUUGGCUGCUUUUGUACACGGUGAACGUCCCAGAGAGUGUCAAAUCAAUGCGGAUUGUGAACGGCUACAAUGGAUCACUUUGCUUUGAAUUUCGCCGCCGUUCUGGUGACUCGCACAUUUCUUUUUUGCAUUCUUUUUUUUCCGUGUUUGUGUUAACCCUGCUGGGAGUCAACAUCGUGUGCACUGUGCUGGUGACUUGGACUCUCCGCAGACGUGUAAAUGAAUCUGCAAAGGUCGACAACAAGGUGAAUGUCAUGCUGAUUUUGGCCGUGAACUUGUUGAUGUUCACUAUAUUUUUCUUGCCAUUGUCACUUUUUAUGUUCAAAAGUGCCGUACCUUAUAUCACACCAAUGACAUGUUUCGCUACUGUGAACUGUUGCCUGGAUCCGCUGCUGUAUUACUUUUCUUUUGAUGGCUUCUGGAAAAGAAAAGAGGAUGUGGGCACCUGACUUGCAAGACAACACUCUGUGACAUCAAUAGACAAGGCACAUGUGGCGUCACCGAACCGAAAAGGCAUUAUUUGUACGUGUUUUGCUCAAAAAAAUGUAAAAACCAAACAUGGUUUAUAUCUUAAAUAAAAAUGCCUUUAAAAAAACAUU